This is a messenger RNA of Conger conger (European conger), 1137 nucleotides long. Its product is annotated as GTPase IMAP family member 4-like. Lineage: Eukaryota; Metazoa; Chordata; Actinopteri; Anguilliformes; Congridae. The record is from RefSeq and is a predicted model, not a curated record. The transcript has 4 exons. Gene Ontology annotation, molecular function: GTP binding. The coding region runs from base 1 to 1137 and encodes 378 amino acids.
AUGAAUACAGCCCUGACCUCCAGCAAAGUCACCUUCUGCUGGACCCCUGAAGCGGAGUUGGCCUUCCGAGAGCUCAAGAGAUGCUUCUCUGCUACGGUCCUGAUUUUGCCUGAUCCCGAGAAGCAGUUCACCCUCGAGGUAGAAGCCUCCGGGGUCGAAACUGAAGGCAGGCAGUGGAGGUUGGAGUCUGGAAGGAGACCUGCACUUCAUAAACUGUCGAUUAUGUUGAUGGGCAAGACUGGAGUAGGGAAGAGUGCAACUGGAAACACCAUCCUGGGGAGAGAGGUGUUUAAAGAGGGAGUUUCCCCUGUGGCUGUUAGCUUAAGGUGUGAGACACAUAGUGCAGAGGUGGCAGGGUGGAGUGUUACUGUGAUCGACACACCUGGGAUCUUUGACAUAUAUAUUUCUAAUGAUGAAAUCAAGCGUGAAAUGGAAGAAAAUGUCAAUCAAUUUUUCCUGCUAGUGGUCAGGCUGGGGAGAUUCACAUUGGAAGAUAGGAACACUGUAAAAUGGAUCCAGGAUAAUUUUGGAGAAUGUGCUUUGAAAUACUCAUUGGUGCUUUUCACUGGAGGAGAUGAGCUGAUAAUACCAGUGAAGGAGUUUCUGAGAAAAAGCAGAGAUCUCCAGGAAUUCAUCAACAGCUGUGGUGGCCAAUAUCAUGUGUUUAACAACAGAGAAAAGAACAACCGCACUCAGGUUACAGAGCUUCUGGAUAAGAUUGAGACAGUGCUGUUUACCAUGCAAGGAUACCACCACACUACUACGAUGAUCCAGCAGGUUCAAAGAAAGAUACAAUCAGAGGAGGAGAGAAAGAGAGAGGAGGCUGAGAGAGAGAUCAGAACUGAGGAGGAGAGAAAGAGAGAGGAGGCUGAGAGAGAGAUCAGAACAGAGGAGGAGAGAAAGAGAGAGGAGGCUGAGAGAGAGGUGAGAACAGAGGAGGAGAGAAAAAGAGAGGAGGCUGAGAGAGAGAUCAGAACAGAGGAGGAAAGAAAGAGGCAGGAGAUUACCUAUAUUUCUGUCCUGGUUGGAUCAAUUGGAGUAAUUAUUACUGUGCUGAUAGCAGUGAUAUUUGGAAAACACAAAAUCCAAAUGAAUGAGAUGGAGAUCAGAGGAGAAGCGGAGAGAAAGAAAGACUGA